Messenger RNA from Podospora anserina S mat+, 1374 nucleotides. RefSeq lists its product as uncharacterized. The transcript is spliced from 2 exons. The annotation marks the transcript as partial. Lineage: Eukaryota; Fungi; Ascomycota; Sordariomycetes; Sordariales; Podosporaceae. The record is from RefSeq and is a predicted model, not a curated record.
CAGGUAUUCUCAAGACAAUCACCUACCGGAAAGACCAACACUACCGCCACUCAAAGUCCCCGGACACCUUGGUUUCCGGAUGGGGAUGCUUACACCGAGACGGUGCCUCUGAGGUCAAGUAAGAUUCAAGCUCUGCCUGUUCUUCCAUGGCCGACAGAUCCGCCUACUCCAUCUCCAUCACUAUGGCCACCUCAACAAAAUCAGAAAGAUCAUCAGGAGCAGUUGCUGUGCCCACAUUACACCGCCCGCCAGCUUCCCUUGUCCCCAUCUACACUGUCAAGCCGAACAGCAGUCCCAGGCUCCACGACGGUGACGCCAGCAACCACGCUUCACUCACCACUGCCGUUCAUCCAAUCAGUCCCACCCUCAUCUGUAUCAGCCCUCUGUCUAUCCUGGGCACCGCCGCUGGCUCGCCCUGGACCUGACGGCCAGCUUUUCAGCCCCAGCUUACCAACAAAUACUGAAGCCGUCAGGACAUGUUUCAAAAAGAGAGGCUGGAAGGUGCAAUGUCGGCUGAUUCCCAACGACUAUAGCACAUCAGCGGUCGAGACGGUGGUUGAUAAGUUUCUUGCCCAGAGCCAGAACCAGACAGUUCAACAUGAAAAGAGGAAUAGAUCUCGGAGUGAAGUUACGUCAAGGGGUGGAGAGCUGUUGAUUGUAUAUUAUCACGGGUUUGGAGCCACAGAAGAGGAUGGGAGGCUGAGGUUUAGCAGGUAUUACUCCUUUCCACAUUUCCCACUUCAAAACUCGAUCUUUCCACAUAUGGACUCGUGGAUCGGUAAUCCUAACCCUAAGCUUUUUAUGGGCCCUGGUGUGCUCUCUAGAAAGGGAACGAAACAGGUGCUCGGCGUGUGUGUCCCUUCUUUGUUGGCUUCGGGAAGAUCAAGAUUUGGAGCAGAGCCAUUGAAUAUCUCGUUCAAACUGUCAAAAGAAAAGCAAAAACCAGAAAUGGCUGAGAAGCCUCGUGCACGACCAAGGUCACUUUUGCUGCCCGGAUUUGAUCUGAACGAUCUGGAACCCUCAGAUUCGGUUGAGCCUCAAGGUGACCAAGGAGCAGCACAGCCAGAGCUCGAACAGUCGGGUUCCCCGUGGAAGCUCGACGACACCAUGACAAAAGCGCUCUGCAGAAUCCUGGACAGAGAUCGAAACCGAGUGAAGACGGAGGUGGGGAUGAACGAGAUAUUGUCUGUGCAACGGUUAUGCAGUCUUGUUAGGGAAGACAUACGACAGACAUCAACUCUACCAUCGACAAUAGGAUCGGAGCAAAGAGAAGCGAUAAGGGAAGUGGAGAGGGGGUUGGCAGGAAGGGUAUUUGUCACACAACUUGGUGGGGGACAGAUACAGGACAUUUACCUGCCUUGUCUUGGUGCUUGA